CGGCUAACAAUGACUCGUCCCUCGCUGUCGGCUCGCAGCCAGUCUCUCUCCGCUGCGCUUUCCAAACCACAAAAGACACGACUCUCCCCUCAUUUCCCCUGUACCUUUUUCAACUCUUUACAGCGCUGUGAAUCUUUUCUGCGAGGAACUUCCGCUGUCGCAGUCGUUCUUAUUUGAAGUCCCCGGGAGCAAGAAGCGAUGAGUGUUUGGAACUUGAAGCCGGGGCAGAGAGCGAGUCGUGCGGCGUCGUGCUGAGAGGGGAGCCGCCUCUUGUGGUGGUGUGUCCGGCGAGAACAUGAAGUCCAGACGGGAUAAACUGAAGAUCCCCUCUUUGACGCUAGAUUUAUCGCCCACUUGUCAGAGCCCCACCCUCCUGAGCCCGUGCAGCCCCUGCAGCCCUUGCAGUCCAUUGCAAACCCUUCACCCCUGGAGCUGUCGCAGCAGCAACAAGAAGAGUCUCUGUGUUGGAACGCCAUCACCCACGCUGUCUCGGCCCCUCUCCCCACUCUCAGUCCACACAGCAGCAAGCAGCCCUCUGGACAGUCCUCGAAAUGUGUCGACGAGUGCCUGCCUCAACUUUCCAUUUGCACGAAGUCACUUGGCUCGUGCGGACAGAGCUGAGGGACGAAGAUGGUCCCUGGCGUCCCUCCCAUCGUCAGGCUACGGAACCAAUCCGCCGAGCUCCACAGUUUCAUCCUCCUCCUCCUCCCAAGAGCGCCUUCAUCAGCUUCCUUACCAGCCAACACAAGAUGAGCUGCACUUCCUUUUCAAGCACUUCCGCAGCACUGACAGUAUCACCGACGAGGAUGGGCGGCCCACGACCGUCAUACGACCUCGCUCUCGGAGCCUCAGCCCCGGGCGAUCAAACGUCUCCUUUGACAAUGAGAUAGUCAUGAUGAACCAUGUUUACAGAGAGCGAUUUCCAAGGGCCACAGCCCAGAUGGAGGAGAGAUUGUUGGAAAUUGUCACCCACUGUUCUCCAGACAGCUCCCUCCCGCUGGCCGACGGGGUGCUGGGCUUCAUCCAGCACCAGUUGGUCGAGCUUGUCCGUGACUGCUUGGAGAAGUCCCAGAAAGGCCUGGUUACAUCCCGCUACUUCGCUGAACUGCAGGAGAAGUUGGAGAAGCUGCUUCACGAGGCCUACGAACGCUCGGAAAGUGAGGAGGUGACCGUCAUCAUCCAGCUGGUGAGGAAGAUCCUCAUCAUAAUCUCUCGACCCGCUCGCCUUCUCGAGUGUCUGGAGUUUGACCCGGAAGAAUUCUACCACCUGCUUGAGGCGGCAGAGGGUCACGCCAAAGUCGGCCAGGGAAUCAAAUCGGACAUCCCUCGAUACAUCAUAAACCAGCUGGGUCUGACACGAGACCCUUUAGAGGACAUGGUGCACCUGGAACAGUACGAGUACAGUCCCUCAGUGUCCACUGAGCCCGAUGCCGAGAACAAAACGCCGCAGGUGGUGACCCCAACACGACGGAAGCCUUUUGAGAGCGAUUUUGAAACCAUUAAACUCAUCAGUAAUGGAGCCUAUGGUGCCGUGUAUCUGGUCCGCCACAAGGAGACCCGCCAGCGGUUUGCCAUGAAGAAGAUAAACCGUCAGAACCUGGUCCUGAGGAACCAAAUCCAGCAGGCGUUUGUGGAGCGAGACAUCUUGACUUUUGCCGAGAACCCCUUUGUUGUGUCCAUGUUCUGCUCUUUCGAGACGCGACGUCACCUCUGCAUGGUCAUGGAGUAUGUGGAGGGUGGAGAUUGUGCCAACUUGUUGAAGAACAUGGGUCCCCUGCCUGUCGAAAUGACAAGGAUGUACUUUGCGGAAACUGUCCUGGCCCUGGAGUACCUCCACAAUUAUGGCAUAGUGCACCGAGAUCUCAAACCUGACAAUUUGCUGAUCACAUCCUUGGGUCACAUCAAGCUAACAGACUUUGGCCUGUCAAAAAUUGGCCUGAUGAACAUGACCACCAACCUCUAUGAGGGUCACAUAGAGAAAGACACCAGGGAGUUUGUUGACAAACAGGUGUGUGGCACUCCGGAGUACAUCGCCCCCGAGGUGAUUCUCAGGCAGGGAUAUGGGAAGCCCGUAGACUGGUGGGCCAUGGGGAUCAUCCUCUACGAGUUCUUGGUCGGAUGUGUUCCGUUUUUUGGUGACACUCCAGAGGAGCUUUUUGGCCAAGUUGUCAGUGAUGAAAUAAUUUGGCCGAAAGGAGACGAUGCCUUACCAACUGAUGCUGAGGACAUGAUUACCCAUCUGCUAAGGCAAAGCCCUCUGGAAAGACUGGGAACUGGCGGCGCCUCAGAGGUCAAACAACACGCCUUCUUUGCGGCUUUGGACUGGAAUGGCCUAUUACGACAGAAAGCUGAAUUUAUUCCUCAGCUAGAUGCAGAGGACGAUACGAGCUAUUUUGACACUCGAUCGGAGCGGUAUCAUCAUAUGGCAUCGGAUGAGGAUGAAGAAACCAACGAUGAAGAGUCUUCCCUGGAAAUUAGGCAGUUUUCUUCCUGGUCGCAUCGUUUCAGCAAGGUUUACAGCAGCUCAGAACAUCUGGCCACACCUUCCAACCUGAGCUUCUCCUCUGACCGCAGUCACAGCGAGGAGAAAGAGGACCGCGGAGAGGUUGGAGCGCUCAGCCCCUUUGCGGGCCUAGCAGAGGGGAUCCUGGAGCCCAGACUACCAGGACGCAUGGCCAGCCUUUGCCCCCGACUGUCACCCAGCUCCUCCCAGUCUGAGAGGAGCAGCAGCCCUCUGGUGAUGAGCAGCACCCACAGCCUGGAGAUGAUGCCCCGCUUUGCCGUCUCUACGGACGACGAGGCUGAGGUGGUUGUUUCCAAACUCCGGAGAAUCAGGAUACGCAGUAACAGCACCGGGGCCAAACACUCGUCCCCCAAAGAGCCAGCUGGCCCACGACGUUUUGGUAACCAGCUGGAGACACCGGACAGACAGAGGCUUCCCUGUGGGGGAAAGGUUCCCAAGUCUGCCUCUGUCUCAGCUCUGUCUCUUAUCAUUACCACAGAUGACUCCCCUAGUGGACUCCAGCCCAGUCCCAUCUCCCCGCGGUCACUGUCCUCCAACCCCUCCUCGCGUGACUCCUCCCCCAGCCGUGACCUGUCACUCAGUCCCGGUAGCCUCAAGCCGCCCAUCAUCAUUCAGACUUCUGGCAAGAAGUACGGCUUCACCGUGCAGGCUAUCUGCGUCUACAUGGGCGACAGCGACGUCUACACGGUGCAUCACAAGGUGUCGAGCGUGGAUGAAGGCAGCCCCGCCUAUCAGGCAGGUCUUCGAACCGGAGACCUCAUCACUCAUGUGAACGGAGAGUCCGUCCAAGGCCUGGUUCACACCGAGAUGAUUGAGCUCCUGUUGAAGAGUGGCAGCAAGGCGGCGUUACAGACCAUCGCUCUGGAGAACACGUCCAUCAUAGUUGGUCCGGCUCGAAAGACCAAACACAGAGGCAAGAUGGCUCGCCGCAGCAAGAGAAGCAGGAGGAGAGAUAACUAUGAUAGGAGACGCAGCAUCUUGAAGAAGUUAUCCAAGCACAGCACAGUGAUUCACAGCAGUCGCAGCUUCUCGUCGGGUCUCCACCAUUCCGUUUCCUCCAGCGAGAGUCUUCCAGGAUCGCCCACACACAGCCUCUCUCCCGGCCCCUCCACCCCCUGCCGAAGCCCCGCUCCAGACCACCAGGCUUUUGACAAUAACUCUCCCCAGAGCACGUCUCCUUGCUCCAGUUCCCCCAGUUCCCCAGCAGCACACAUCAGGCCCAGCUCCCUGCACGGUUUGGGAUCCAAGCUCAGCAGUCAGCGCUACACCAAGGUCAGCCGCCGCAAGUCAACCAGCAGCAUCCCGCCCUCGCCUCUCGCCUGCUCCUCCUCUUCCGCACAGCCGCUUUCCCCCCAGCGCUCGCCCUCGCCGUUGCCGGGCUUCGCCAAAACGCUUCACUCCUACCACGGCAAGACGCUGUCGCCGCCGACUAUAGUGCGACACAUGGGGGUGCGGCCUCGCAGCGCGGAACCUCCCCGAUCGCCGCUCCUCAAGAGAGUCCAGUCGGCCGAGAAACUGUCUGGGAUGUACCACGCUGACAAGAAGUCUUACGCCCCCCGCAGGCACACCCUGGAAGUGCCGUAUUACGCCGAGGGGGAGCUGCUUGACUCGGAAGCCGAGGGGGUCGUCUCGGGUUCCCACCUGGGGGUUGACCACAGCCGUCUGGGCGGCUACUUGGGCGCUCAGAGACUGUGGGACUCCGGAUCCGAGCAGCUGGUGGUGAUGCGGAAGCUCAACCUCUCAGAGCGUCGCGACUCCUUCAAAAAGCAGGAGGCGGUGCAGGAGGUGAGCUUUGACGAGCCGGAGGAGAAAAGCGGCGCGACGCCGGCGGCCCCCGGGACUCAAACGCAAGCCCGGCAGCAGCUGCAGCACAGGACGACGUUACUCGCCGAGGCCCGAGCCCAAAGCGGCGAGGAGGUGGAGCUGCUGGUGCCCACGGUCGGAAGGUUCACGCUGGUGCCGCAGAUCGCCGUGCAGGGAUCCACGGAGAGCGAGGAGCAGGACGAGUGGGAGCCGUGCUCAGACGGGGAGGAGUCGCAGCAGGAGAUCACCGUCACUUCAUCUCAGCAGCAGCAGGGGAGGCAGGAGGCGGAGCUCCUUCACAAUAAGAGCUUGAGUCAGGAGGAAACCACGUCAGCGGAGAAAAAGUGACACAGCGAGGUGGAAAACUUUUACUUGAAUUUUGUAUUGUAAAUAUUCGCUUUGUGGAGCUGCAGCUCGUAUUUAUUACACUCGUAAAGCAUGACGCGCUACGUGGAAAGGAGGCAAGUUCUCAUCUGUUGAACUCUUUUUGUAUCCAUUACAUGUGCUUUUUUUAAUAAAUGUCUAUUUUUAAACAAAUUGCCGUGACACAAAGUAGUUCGAUAAUGCUAGGAAUUAUUAUUACUGGACCAAAAUCUUUUUUUUUUACCCCCAGCUUUCAUUAAUAAUGACAUCUACACCAUUAAUAUGUACAUCUACAAGUCACCUUUUGAUGCUUCAAAGCACAACAUAACCACACAGGCUGCACAAUAUUACAAAAAAACUAUCUUUUGUGAAAUAAUAUUUUGUUAAUGGUGUUCUUUGCCGUGUGGAUUCUAACAUGUUUUUAUGUGGCUCAGUGGUUCUCAAACUUUUUCCCACCAAGUACCACCUCAGAAAACACUUUAAAAAAACAGUAGCAAAGUAGGCCUAAGUAUUUAUUU
Entelurus aequoreus (snake pipefish) is the source of this 5208-nucleotide messenger RNA. RefSeq names its product microtubule associated serine/threonine kinase 3b (gene mast3b). Lineage: Eukaryota; Metazoa; Chordata; Actinopteri; Syngnathiformes; Syngnathidae. Gene Ontology annotation, molecular function: ATP binding; protein serine/threonine kinase activity; protein binding. The transcript is spliced from 28 exons. The record is from RefSeq and is a predicted model, not a curated record. Gene Ontology annotation, biological process: peptidyl-serine phosphorylation; intracellular signal transduction. Bases 296 to 4675 code for a protein of 1459 amino acids.